AUGUUCAUUCCAGGGACCAGAAGAAUUAUUGUCAGACGCGAUGUCAAGUUCAUAGAGGACAAGGCGUUUAGAAGAUCCAGAGAUUUGCCAGCAGAUGAUCGGAGUGAGCAGCCAAUGAAAGCUCCAAGUCCAAGUCAAGGACAACAAAGCUCAAGUACAGUUACUAGUACAAGCAUAGACUCAAGGAGAGGCAUCGCAGACAAGGCUCAGGCGUUGUUUGUUUUUGGAGACUCUUAUGCCGACACUGGAAAUCGUAAUCCAUACAAUCAAACUGUAAACGAGUCAUGGAGACGACCAUACGGUUCGACCUGGCCUGGCUAUCCUGCAGGACGAUAUUCUUCUGGAAAAGUCCAGACAGAUUCUUAUGAGCUGCUCAGAAGUCAUGGCUGUAAAGCAACUGCAAAGAAGAUUAGACGAGGAGUAAAUUUUGCAGUUGGAGGAAGUGGAAUAUUUCAAGCCAACGGUUUCAUAACAGUAGCACAACAGGUGAAGCAGUUUAAGAAGGUGAUAGGACAAAGUCAUGAGUUCGACUCUCAGAAGCUCUCGCAGUCUGUAGUUCUUAUCUCUCUUGUUGGUAACGACUACCUUGCAUUCCUUGAUAGCAGAAACGGCUCCAUUGAGGGAGUGACGGAUCUUGUGAAACCUGUGGUAAGCGGGAUAAUCGACGCUGUGAAAGAGUUGUAUGAAAGCGGGCUUAGGAAUUUUGCGGUGAGUAAUAUUGUUCACUUUGGGUGCGGGCCUCAGAUCGGCAGAACAUCCUGUGAUUCAAACUACGAUGAAAUUUUAGCUCUUCAUACAAAAUUAAUGAGGGAGGGCGUAGAAAUCCUCAAAUCGGAUCUCAAGGAACUGUCCAUCAUAAUUUCAGAUUUGAUGUCUGCAGUUAAUCAUAUCUUCGCCAGUCCUGCUCAAUUUGGUUUUGUGGAUUUGUUCGUUCCUUGCUGUGCUGCAAAAGGUAGGGUUGAUAUGUGUGGAGAGGUGGAUCGAGUAGGCAGGGCUUUAUAUGAAGUGUGUUUUAACGUAGAUGAAAAGUUCUUGUGGGAUUUAGGCCAUCCAACACAGAGAGAAUGGCAUGCGAUAAUGUGGCUGUACAGUCAUGGAGCAAAUGAAGAGAAUAAAACGAUCAGUUUUAUUGAGGGUGCGCCAAACGUUAUUGAUUGGUCGAGUAUGAUCCGUGAAAAGUAUGACCAAACAUUGCAAGAGAUUGACAGACUUUUGGACAAUGUCAAUGCUGACAUUCUUAUAGAGGCUUUGGAUUUCAUUGUUGGAUUGCAUGCUACAUUUGGUAAUUCAGAACAUGAUGAUGGUGAGCUUGUGAAAAUCAAGCAUAUUCAGCAAGUGUCUCCUAUGGAGGAAGAUGAUGUCUCUUAUCAGUAG
Cryptomeria japonica (Japanese cedar) is the source of this 1374-nucleotide messenger RNA. RefSeq names its product GDSL esterase/lipase At5g03610-like. Bases 1 to 1374 code for a protein of 457 amino acids. Gene Ontology annotation, molecular function: hydrolase activity, acting on ester bonds. The transcript has 6 exons. NCBI's taxonomy places the organism in Eukaryota, Viridiplantae, Streptophyta, Pinopsida, Cupressales, Cupressaceae. The record is from RefSeq and is a predicted model, not a curated record.